Molecule: messenger RNA, 2224 nt
Organism: Nicotiana tabacum (common tobacco)
Lineage: Eukaryota; Viridiplantae; Streptophyta; Magnoliopsida; Solanales; Solanaceae
Source: RefSeq, a predicted model, not a curated record
UCUUCUCGAUAUAGUUUUUAAAUUAUUUGGUUAUUUCAUCAUUACGAUUCUCUUUAUACCGUUGAAAUUGGAGAUCCAGUUUAGGAUGAAAAUUGUAUUCAUUAUUUCUUUGAACGAAAUUAGUCUAAAUGAAACUAAAUGGUUAUUGAGGAUUCAUAUGGUGGAUCUCAACUAGUUUGGGAUUGCAGGAAGUUGUUGUUGUAGUUUCUUUUCAGGAGCUGAGUUGUAGUCUAGAUUAAAUUAUGCUUUUACAGGAGUUGUUUAGCCUUUCCAAGAUUUACAUGUAACUAGAAAAUAUAAAGAACUGGACUCAUUAUUUUUUUGAACGAGAUUAGUCUAAAUUAUGCACUUACUGGAGUUAUUUUGUAUAUUAUUGGCCUGAAAUGAUGAAGUAAUAUGUUCAGUGAGCAUUCACAUAGCCGACCCCAACUUGUUUGGGGCUGAGGCUUACUUGUUAUUGUUGUUGACUCUUGAGUGCAAAAAAUGCUUGAGCCGCCAAGUGCAGGAGUUAACUGCUUUUAAUUUCUUACAGCUAUUUCACGAUGCGAUCAAUGCAUAGAUAGCUGAAAAUUCGAAGUGCCCGGAAGAAAUGGAGAAGGAGUCACAUGGAUUAAUUAUAGGCAUCUCAAUUGGAGUUGUGAUAGGAGUGCUUUUAGCUAUACUUGCAUUUUUCUGCUUUAGGUACCAUAGGAAACGUCCUCAGAUAGGGAAUAGCAGUUCUAGGAGGGCUGCCACUAUUCCUAUUCGUGCAAAUGGUGCUGAUACUUGUACAGUAUUAUCAGACUCUUCCAUUGGUACAGAGUCACCAAAAUCGACUAUCCAGAAUGGCAUGUCAGUGUGGCUUGGCGGCCUUAGGAAGGCAAAUGUUGUUUCUGCUUCCGGUAUACUCGAGUACUCCUACAAGGAUUUGCAGAGAGCAACCUACAACUUCACCACAUUGAUUGGUCAAGGGGCCUAUGGUCCUGUUUAUAAGGCUCAGAUGUCUACUGGUGAGACAGUUGCUGUCAAAGUGCUCGCAACUGAUUCUAAACAAGGAGAGAAAGAAUUCCAAACAGAGGUCAUGUUACUGGGAAGGCUACAUCAUAGAAACCUGGUGAAUUUGGUUGGAUAUUGUGCAGAGAAGGGUCAGCAUAUGCUUAUCUACGUUUACAUGAGCAGAGGCAGUUUGGCUUCUCACUUGUACGAUGAAAAGCUUGAACCCUUGCACUGGGAUUUGAGAGUUCAAAUUGCUCUUGAUGUGGCUAGGGGCUUAGAGUAUCUUCAUGACGGGGCAGUUCCUCCAGUUGUACACCGGGAUAUUAAAUCAUCCAAUAUUUUGUUGGAUCAGUCAAUGAGAGCUAGGGUUGCUGAUUUUGGGCUUUCAAGGGAAGAAAUGAUCAGUAAACAUGUAUCCAACAUCCGUGGAACAUUCGGAUAUCUUGAUCCUGAAUAUAUAUCAACUAGGUCAUUCACUAAGAAAAGCGAUGUUUACAGCUUUGGGGUCUUACUGUUUGAACUUAUUGCUGGUAGAAAUCCUCUUCAGGGGCUCAUCGAGUAUGUUGAACUACACCUACUGUCGAGCAACUUCAACCCCCCCCAACGCACACAAGCACAAAAAAAAAAAAAAAAAAAACCCCGUCUUGAUGGGAAGUAUGAUUUGCAAGAGCUUAAUGAUGUAGCUGCACUUGCAUACAAAUGUGUGAAUCGUGCCCCCAAGAAACGGCCUUCCAUGAGGGACAUUGUGCAGGUUCUGUCAAGGAUACUUAAAUCUAGACACGACAGAAAGCGUCACAAGCGUUCUUCAUCUGCAACAGCAGAGGAGGUUACCAUCAAUGCUGAACAACCAGAUUAUCGGAGUCCAAACUCUGGACACCGACGAGGGGAAUCUAUGGACAGCACAGCUGACUCAUGUGAAGUUUAACUCAGUUCUUCCAUUUGUUUAUUUUUUUUUUUAAUUUCUUCCUCUUCUUUUCUUCUUGUAAAAUUGGUCAGGUUGUUAGGUUCUCCAUUCAUAACACACUUCUGUCUUGGUGCGUUCGAUUGGGGUACUUAGGAUCUGUUAUAGUCUGCGUGUAAGAUAGCCUUUCUUUCUUUCCAAUUUUGUUAAAUUUUUGUAAAUUUGCGUGGAAGGUAAACGAAUGGCAGAAGGAAAGGGUGAAAAGCCCAGAUCAGCCUUUUGUCAAUUCUAUGAAAGUUCAUAUAAUCUUUAACAGCCAAAAGUACCUUUUUUGUUUUUGUUUUUGUG